AUGGAUGAGAAAUACGACGCCGUCAUUCUCGGCACCGGUGUGACCGAAUGCGUGCUUUCCGCACUCUUGUCCGUCGAGGGCAAGAAGGUGCUGCACAUCGACAGAGGUCAGGUCUACGGUGGUGAGAUGGCCUCGCUCAACCUCACGCAGCUCUAUGAAAAGUUCCGCCCUGGAGAGGAGCCGCCCAAGGACUGGGGUCGUGACCGUGAUUGGGCCGUCGAUCUCAUUCCCAAGCUCAUCAUGGCCAACGGUGAGCUCACUCAGAUGCUCGUCCACACCGACGUCACCCGCUACCUCGAGUUCAAGCAGAUCGCCGCCUCUUACGUCUACCGCGACGGCAGAAUCGCCAAGGUCCCUGCCACAGAGAUGGAAGCCGUUCGAUCUUCCCUCAUGGGCCUCUUCGAGAAGCGCAGGGCCAAGAAGUUCUUCGAGUUCAUCCAGAACUGGAAGGAUUCGGAUCCCGCCACUCACCAGGGCCAGGAUCUCGACUCGGACAGCAUGCUCAAGAUCUUCAACUACUUCGGUCUCGAGCCCGGAACCAAGGACUUUAUCGGCCACUCGAUGGCCCUCCACCUCGACGACUCAUACCUGCAGCGCCCUGCUCGUGAGACAUACGAACGCAUCAUCCUCUACACCUCUUCCAUGGCUCGCUACGGCAAGUCACCCUACAUCUACCCGCUCUACGGUCUUGGCGAGCUUCCUCAGGCCUUUGCUCGUCUCUCGGCCAUUUACGGUGGUACCUACAUGCUCGACAAGCCCGUCGACGAAAUCGUCGUCGACUCGGAGACUGGCAAGUUCGUUGGCGUCCGCAGCGGUGAAGAGACCGUCAAGGCCGACAUGCUCAUUGGCGACCCCAGCUACUUCCGCUCCGAGGUCAAUGGCAAGAAGAAGGUGCGCGAGACAGGCAAGGUGGUGCGUGCCAUCUGCAUCCUCAAGCACCCCAUCCCCAACACGGACAACUCGGACUCGGUUCAGCUCAUCAUCCCGCAGAACCAAGUGGGACGAAAGCACGACAUCUACAUUUCCGAAGUUUCGAGUGCACAGAACAUUGCCGCGCGUGACUUCUACGUCGCCCAGGUCUCGACGAUUGUGGAGACCGACAAACCCGAACUCGAGCUGCGACCCGGUCUCGACCUGCUCGGCCCCAUCUUGGACAAGUUUGUCUCGAUCAGCCCGAUCGAGGAGCCCACCGAGAGCGGCAAGGACGACAACAUCUUCAUCACACGCUCGUACGACGCCACUUCGCACUUCGAGACCGUCGUCGAGGAUGUGCACGAGGUGUGGAGGCGCAUCACCAACGGCGAGAAGCUCGUGCUCAAGAAGCGCGACGACGGUGAAGGCGCACAGGUUCAGGCUUAA
Kalmanozyma brasiliensis GHG001 is the source of this 1359-nucleotide messenger RNA. Its product is annotated as GDP dissociation inhibitor. Bases 1 to 1359 code for a protein of 452 amino acids. Gene Ontology annotation, cellular component: cytoplasm. Gene Ontology annotation, molecular function: Rab GDP-dissociation inhibitor activity. The transcript is spliced from 2 exons. Gene Ontology annotation, biological process: small GTPase-mediated signal transduction; protein transport; vesicle-mediated transport. The record is from RefSeq and is a predicted model, not a curated record. NCBI's taxonomy places the organism in Eukaryota, Fungi, Basidiomycota, Ustilaginomycetes, Ustilaginales.